UUCCAAAUCAUCGUCUGAUGAUGAUUCAUACAGUGAACAAUGCUGGUGAUUUAGAUGAAAUUUCUUGCCGAGUAAUUGGAGUGAAGAGAUACGUUCUUGCUAAUUGUUGGGGACAUUGGGAAAACAGAUAUGCAUGCAGGGAAUGCAUUGCCCACUCCCCUGUCAUGCAUGGAUUAUUGAUUGAUACGUGCUGUUGCAGUUGGCAAAGUAUCCACUCCUUGUAUUUCGGCUCUACAAAUCCAAUUUGAUGACGUGAAUCUCUUAAUGACACCCCCAUGCAUGCAUGCAAUGCCCUGUUCUUUGUCGACUGCCUCAUCUCCUUAAUUGAACCCACCAGAAUUAGACAUCCUUGUAAUGCUCGAUUGUCCCUCUUCUUCUAAUAAAAUAAGUGUUUUAGGGUGAAUCCACCAAUGUAGGUGGUCGUGCGGUGCGAAAUCAGUUGCUCCAUUGUCUCUUUACCUAAAGCUAAAUCCAGUCUCCCACCAUUUAUAUAUAUAUAUAUGUACCUUUGAAGCCCAAAAGUAAGCGAAGUAAGAGGAGACGUACAAGUGCGCCUAAUUGAGGGAUUUUCAACCAUGGCGUCUUCUCUGCCGAAACAGCCUCUACUAUUGUUUAUCUCCUCCUUAUUCCUACUGCUCCUUUUGUCCCCUCUUGCGCUCGGGUCCCCUAGAGGGGGCGGCCAGCCUGCUCGGCUUACAUACCAUGGAGGACCUCUCCUCACCGGGAAUGUCAAUUUAGCGCUGGUGUGGUACGGACCUUUCGGUCACGUCCAGAAGAACGUGAUCCGGAGCUUCAUCAAGUCCCUCAACUACAGGCCCCCCCGCGGCGCCUACAUGGAGCCUCCGGUGUCCGCCUGGUGGCGCAUCAUCGAGAGCUACCAGCCAAGGAGGAGGGGUGCGGUGGCUCCCAUUAAAGUGAAGGUGGUGCGCCAGGUCACCGACAAGAAUUACUCCGUCGGCAAGGUGUUGACAGUGGAUUUCAUCCCUGGUCUCGUCCAAAAGGCAACGGGCGGGAACAAGAAUACCAUUGCCGUCGUCUUUGCCGCCAGAGGCGUCACCGUUCAAGGCCUUUGCAUGGGCAAGUGCUCCCAACACGGACUCCUUGGGAGGCAGCCAUACAUUUUAGUAGGUGACCCUACAACCGAGUGCCCAGGGGCGUGCGCAUGGCCAUUCUACCCAUCCGACUACGGGCCGAAAGGUGUGACAUUGCAGCCGCCGAGUGGGAACAUGGGUGCAGACGCCAUGGUCGUAUCUUUUGCCUCGGCAUUGGCGGGAAUCGUCACCGAUCCUUAUAACAGUGGGUUCUACAGAGGGUCCCAAUUUGAGCCAACCGAAUCUGGGACGGCAUGCCCUAACAUGUUCGGAAGCGGAGCCUUCCCAGGUUACAGUGGCAAGGUCCGGGUCGACCCCGCCACCGGCGGUGCCUUCAAUGCUCGCGGGGUCAGUGGCAAGAAGUUCUUGCUUCCUGCGGUUUGGAACCCCAAAACUUCCUCUUGCUGGACUCCCUUGUAAUUUCAUUAUAGGGAUUUGUUAGCAUAACAGCUUUUGGGUCAUUAUGAGAAUAACAACGUGUUUAGAGCCACAACAAUCAUGUAUUCAUUUGCUUUUCUUCUUAAUCUAUUCUUUCAUUUCAAA
Syzygium oleosum is the source of this 1634-nucleotide messenger RNA. RefSeq names its product protein EXORDIUM-like 2. The record is from RefSeq and is a predicted model, not a curated record. Lineage: Eukaryota; Viridiplantae; Streptophyta; Magnoliopsida; Myrtales; Myrtaceae. The transcript has 2 exons. The coding region runs from base 576 to 1511 and encodes 311 amino acids.